Messenger RNA from Toxotes jaculatrix (banded archerfish), 3230 nucleotides. RefSeq names its product glutamate receptor 1-like. Gene Ontology annotation, biological process: modulation of chemical synaptic transmission; synaptic transmission, glutamatergic. NCBI's taxonomy places the organism in Eukaryota, Metazoa, Chordata, Actinopteri, Toxotidae. Gene Ontology annotation, molecular function: transmitter-gated monoatomic ion channel activity involved in regulation of postsynaptic membrane potential; AMPA glutamate receptor activity. The record is from RefSeq and is a predicted model, not a curated record. Bases 64 to 3075 code for a protein of 1003 amino acids. Gene Ontology annotation, cellular component: plasma membrane; dendritic spine; AMPA glutamate receptor complex. The transcript has 19 exons.
CGCUUCAGCUAUGGAUGUUUGAGAGGAGGGAAGGACUCAGAGACAGACGCAGGCUGCCGGUGGAUGUGCGAGUCUGUGGCCGGGCUGAGGUGGAUCUGUACCGGCCCCGGUGUGAAUGGGAUUACGCCGGUUGUUCCGCGUCUCCCGUCGGUGCUGCUGCUGGAGGAAAACAUGCGGCUGCAGAGCUUCCCGCUCCCCUCGGUCCUCCUCCUGCUCCCGCUGCUGCUGAUCGGGCUCUGCAGCGGCACAAGUUUCCCAAGUAACAUCAACAUAGGAGGCCUUUUCCCCACCGGCUCACAUGAGUACGAGGUGUUUCGUUUCGCCCUGGCCCAGCACCAGGAUGUCCCCAAACUGGUGCCACAAGUGGACAUGGUGGACACAGGGAGCAGCUUCGCCAUGACCUACGCCUUCUGCUCCCAGUUCUCUAAGGGCGUGUACGCCAUCAUGGGCCUGUACGACCGGCGGACGGUCAACAUGCUGAUGUCUUUCUGCGGCUCUCUGCAUGUCUGCUUCGUGACGCCGUCCUUCCCUGUUCAGACCAACAACCAGUUUGUCCUACAGCUGCGACCCCAGCUGCAGGAGCCCCUCAUGGCCCUGCUGGAGCACUUCUACUGGACCAGGUUCGUCUACAUGUACAGCUCCGACUCAGGUCUGUCGGUGCUGCAGAGGAUCUUGGACACGGCGGCGGAGCGGAACUGGCAGGUCACCUCUGUUAACUUGGACACUCUGACAGAAUCGACUUUCAUCAAGCUGCUGGCGGACCUGGACUACAAGAAGGACUAUCAGAUCAUCAUCGACUGCGAGCUGGACCGACUCAACUCCAUCCUCAACCUGAUUGCUGCUCAGAGGAGAAACUUGAAGAACUACCAUUACAUCCUGGCCAAUCUGGGCUUCAUGGACCUGAACGUCACAGAGUUUCAGAAGCUGGGGCCGAACGUGACGGGCUUCCAGCUGGUGAACCGGUCUGAUCCGGCUGUGGAGAAGGUCAACCAGGACUGGCUGGACUUCGACAGCAAAGACCUCAAACUGUCUCGCAGGAGGCUCAGGUACACAGGAGCUUUGACCUACGACGGCGUCAGCGUCAUGGCAACGGCCUUCCAGAACCUGCGGCGGCAGCGGAUCGACAUCUCUCGCCGCGGCAACGCAGGGGAGUGUCUGGCCAACCCCCCCGCUCCCUGGGGACAGGGCAUUGACAUCCAGAGGGCCCUGCAACAGGUACGCCUGGAGGGGCUGACGGGUCACAUUCAGUUUGACGAGCGAGGACAUCGCACCAACUACACCCUGACAGUGAUGGAGCUCAGUCACACCGGGCCCAGGAAGAUCGGCUACUGGAACGAGAAGAGGGGCUACGUGAACACAGCCGUCUACAGGCCGGUGGUGGAGGAGUUCUACGGUCUGCAGAACAGAACCUACAUCGUCACCACCAUACUGGAAGCUCCCUACAUGAUGCUGAAGAAGAACCACGAGCAGUUUGUAGGAAAUGACAGGUACGAAGGUUACUGCGCUGAACUGGCCGCGGAGAUCGCCAAACACGUCGGCUUCGCCUACCGCCUGGAGCUGGUCGGUGACGGGAAGUACGGCGCCAGAGAUCCAGAGUCAAAGAUGUGGAACGGCAUGGUGGGAGAGCUGGUGUAUGGGAAGGCCGACGUGGCUGUCGCCCCGCUCACCAUCACGCUGGUGAGAGAGCAGGUGAUCGACUUCACCAAACCGUUCAUGUCCCUGGGGAUCUCCAUCAUGAUCAAGAAACCCACCAAGUCCAAACCGGGCGUCUUCUCCUUCCUCGACCCGCUGGCCUACGAGAUAUGGAUGUGCAUCGUCUUCGCCUACAUCGGAGUCAGCGUGGUGCUCUUCCUGGUGAGUCGCUUCAGUCCGUAUGAAUGGCAGGGAGACGACUCUGAUGAUGAAGAUGAAACCCAGCCGUCCUCUGCCUCUCGACGAGCUCUGCCGACUUCGUCCUCUGAGCUCGCUCACUCUCCAGGUUACUCCCAGGCUCAGAACCAGAACCAGCAGAAAGAAAAGGAGACUCCAGAACACACCAACGACUUUGGGAUCUUUAAUUCUCUCUGGUUCUCACUCGGGGCCUUCAUGCAGCAGGGCUGUGACAUCUCUCCCAGGUCCCUCUCAGGUCGAAUCGUUGGAGGAGUCUGGUGGUUUUUCACCCUCAUCAUCAUCUCCUCCUACACAGCCAACCUGGCAGCCUUCCUCACCGUCGAAAGGAUGGUCUCCCCCAUAGAGAGUGCAGAGGACCUGGCCAAGCAGACCGAGAUCGCCUAUGGCACGCUGGACGGAGGCUCCACCAAGGAGUUCUUCAGGAGGUCAAAGAUUGCAGUUUUUGAGAAGAUGUGGUCGUAUAUGCGGAGCGCGGACCCUUCAGUGUUCGUCAAGAACACCAACGAAGGUGUGAUCCGAGUCAGGAAGUCGAAGGGGAAGUACGCCUACCUGCUGGAGUCCUCCAUGAACGAGUACAUCGAGCAGAGGAAGCCCUGCGACACCAUGAAAGUCGGAGGCAACCUGGACUCUAAAGGCUACGGAGUGGCCACGCCCAAAGGAUCGCCCCUCAGGCUGUCUGUUGUCAUCUGUUGUGCCUGUCUGACUGCCACCUGUAGAAACCCUGUUAACUUGGCAGUGUUAAAACUGAACGAGCAGGGCCUGUUGGACAAAUUGAAAAACAGAUGGUGGUAUGACAAGGGAGAGUGCGGCACCGGGGGAGGGGACUCCAAGGACAAGACGAGCGCGCUCAGUCUGAGCAACGUGGCGGGAGUGUUUUAUAUUCUGAUUGGUGGGCUGGGGCUGGCCAUGCUCGUGGCUCUGGUCGAGUUCUGCUACAAGUCCCGGAUUGAGUCGAGAAGGAUGAAGGAGCUUAUUGAUGCUGCUAUGAUGGGAGGAGGAGGAGGAGGAGGAGGAGGAGGCGGCGGCGGCGGCGGCAUGGCGGCAGCGGGAGGUUUAGGAGGAGCGUCAGGGCUCGGAGGCGAGAACGGCCGCGUGGUGGCACAUGAUUUCCCUAAAGCUGGAGCUCAGGGUUUACCCUGCAUGAGCAAGGCGGCCGGACUGGGACUGUCCUCCACAGGCAUGUGAUCAAAGCCGAGGCUCCUGAUUGGACAGAACGCUCCCGUCCAUCUGUCUACCUGUCUGUUGGUAAGGAAGGUAAGGAGGGAAAGGAAAAGAGGAGGAUAAAGGAGAGGAAGAGGAAAUAAGAGGAAGAAGUGAUCAGAGGUGAGAAAAGAGGAAGA